Messenger RNA from Lactuca virosa, 2306 nucleotides. The record is from the annotation of a GenBank genome assembly. NCBI's taxonomy places the organism in Eukaryota, Viridiplantae, Streptophyta, Magnoliopsida, Asterales, Asteraceae.
AUGUUUAUUGUACCCCAAUUCAAAGCUUUUGGCCUCCUUCCUGCUUCAGAUGUAGUCCAGUUAAUAGCCGAAAAGCACUUGUUUCCAUCAUUAAACACUUGUAAUUUUCUCUUGACUUCUCUCGUGAAGUCAAACCUCCUUCAAAAAGCCCAUGAGAUCUUCAACAUUUUACGUAGAGGUGUUCAACCAGAUGUCUAUCUCUUUACAACAGCCAUUAACGCCCUUUGUAAAGACCACAAAAUCAAAGAAGCCAUGGCCUUAUUCUCACAAAUGGAGGAAAUUGGUGUUUCCCCAAAUGUUGUAACUUACAAUAACAUCAUUCAUGGUCUUUGCAAGAAUCAGAACUUACAAGAAGCUUUUCACCUCAAAGAAAAGAUGAUCAAAAAAGGUGUAACUCCUAGUCUUAAUACAUAUAGUGUUCUUAUCAACGGGUUAUUGAAAGCUCAAAACUACAAUGAAGCUCAGAGUGUUUUAACUGAAAUGACCUCCAAUGGUUUUCUCCCAAAUGAGGUUGUUUAUAAUACUUUGAUAGAUGGAUAUUGUACACAAGGUGACAUGAAGAAAGCAAUUGAAAUUAGAAAUGACAUGUCAUCAAAGGGAUUGAAUCCAAAUUCUGUCACUUUCAAUACUCUCAUCAAGGGAUUUUGCAAUAGUAAUCAAUUUGAAGAAGCUGAAAAGCUUUUGGAGGAAAUGCUUUCGAUUAGUUUAACAAUAAACGCGGGUUCUUUUACUUCCAUUAUUCAUUGGCUUUGUAAGCUUUCAAAAAUGGAUUCUGCUCUUCGAUAUGUUCAUGAAAUGUUGUUAAGAGAUUUAAAGCCAAAUGAUAAAUUGUUGACUAUGAUAGUUACUGGUCUUUGUAAUCAAGGUAAACAUUCAGAAGCAGUUAAUCUUUGGUUUAAACUACUUGAAAAACGUUUUUUUCCAAAUAUAAUAACAUCAAAUGCCCUUAUUCAUGGUCUUUGUGAAUCUUCAAAUGCAAAAGAGGUUAUCAAGAUUCUUAAAGAAAUGUCACAAAAAGGGUUACAUUUUGAUAGAUCUACAUACAACACUUUGAUCUCAUGGCAUUGCAAAGAGGGGAGAUUCGAGGAAGGUUUUCAAUUAAGUGAAGAGAUGGGUAAAAAGGGAAUUUCACCGGAUACUUCAACUUACACUUCAUUGAUAAACGGGUUGUGUCAAAAGGGUAAGAUGGAUGAAGCUUUGAUGUUUUUUGAGAAGUGUAAAACUAAAGGUUUGACUCCUGAUGUUUCGACAUAUGGAGUUAUCAUCGAAGGUUUUUGUAAAUGUGAUCAAAUCGAAAAGGGAAAAAAUCUUUUUAACAAGAUAGUCAACGAGAAAAUGGAAGUCAACUCUUUUAUCUAUAAUUCCCUAAUUAGAGGAUACACAAGAAUGGGUGAUAUGAAAGAGGCGAUUAGGGUUUGUAAUGAGAUGAAAAGUAAAGGAAUUCAACCGACUUCUGAAACUUAUUCUUCUUUAAUCGAUGGACACUGCAAAAUCGGAUGUGUUAAAGAUGCAAAGCUUGUGAUUGAUGAAAUGAGGGAGUUGAGUUUAUCACCAAAUGCUGUAUGUUAUACUGUUUUAAUCAAUGGGUAUUGUAAGAUGGGGGAGAUGGAUAAAGUGGAAGCAAUUUUGGGGGAAAUGUGUUCAUAUGGGAUAAACCCUAAUAAAAUCACAUAUACAGUUAUGAUGGAUGGGUAUUGCAGACUUGGUGAAACAGAUGAAGCUGUGAAGCUUCUUGGAGAGAUGAAAGAAAAGGGAAUUGUUCCUGAUGUUGUUACGUAUAAUACACUGGCUAAAGGGUUUUCAAAGGAAGGGAGGAUUGAAGAUGCCUUCCAACUAAAUCAGCCAAAAAUCAAGAAUGAUAAAAUGCUGCAGUGUAAGAUCUUGAGUUUACUCCAAAGAACAAACAAGGAAUGCUGCAAAGUCUAUCUCAAGAAGAUUGAGCUUCCAAAUGAUUAUCAUAUCAGGAAUUAGAGGCUUAUUCGAAAACAGUGGACAUAUAGUGAUUGGUUAAUGCCAAUACUAUUGCUUUUUCAGGCUUGUGGAAUUUGAGACAGAGGAUUAAAUUUCAUGGAUCGAGGUGUUUCUGUUUGCCUUGAAGAAUCAGAAACCAUCUCACUCGCAUACUUGCUGGAUUGGAAUUGACUUUGCUUCCUUCUGUACAUUCAACCUAAUUUGUGCAUAACAUUUUUUUGAAAAAUAUGAACAAUAAUAUCAUACACUUUAUAUGCCAUUAGAAAUGAUCUAUGGUGGAUAACUGUUAGCCAUGGAUCCUACAAAUGAUUAGUUAUGUAUGUUGAGUUGCAAAC